AGAGAGAGAGAGAGAGAGGACUUAAAUAGCUCGCUCUCUUCCUUUAACGGGACAUUUGACACCUGCGGGAUGGACACGAAGCCCUGAGGAGAUUCUUCAUUUUGAUUUUUAAAUAUUUUUUAUUCUUCAGCCUCCGGAUCUGCGUGCUUUCCUGCCCGGAUGGAGCCGUGAUUCCCCCGCAGCAGCAGCAGCAGCAGCGCGGCCGCUUCGCCUCUCCACCGGCACACACACAGACACACACACACACGCACGCAAAUACAUAGACACACACAUUUUUAAUUAUAAUUUGAAAUAAAAUCCGCAGCCCGUGUUGGUGACCGCCGUCUCUUCCAGCAGGCCUCUCCUCUCUGACUGACACGUUCCCAUGCGAUUCUUCAGACUCACAUUUAAGUGUUUCGUGGAUUGUUUUUGAAGGUCGCUGUCCGAUUUCGGUGUUAUUCUCCCCUAUUUUUUUUUAUUUCUUAAUUAAUUUUUUCCCCUCUGUUUUUUGAUGUUGAGCGCGCCCCCUCCCUACCCAACGGAUAUCAGUCAAUAACAAUAAAUUUGUCUGAUUUGAGUUUGUGACUCUCUAUAUAUUUUUUAUUAUUCGUGUCCGAAAUUAUCAUUAUUAUUAGGCGAAACGUCUAUUUGCGUCCGAGUGCGACCUUCCAGCUCCGGCUGUCACGACCCACGCCGGGUGUUUGUACAUUAAAAAUUAAUAAUACUGAUUAUUAUCGUCUUGGCGAGAAUAAACGGACCGGACUAAGAGAAAGAAAGGCGAAAAGACAGAAAACAGGUCCGUUAUACUAAGAGAGCCACCGGGCAGAGCGACUGAGCUGCUCCGCUGGUUUCUGACUGGAGGAGCAGGUGGAUCAACCCGAGGAGAGAAAUACAAAAUAAAAACUGACUGAGAAGAAGAGCGGAGCAAAGAGAAGAGGAGUCCAGCGAAAGAGAGAGCAAAAUCUGAGGAAUUAAAGGGGAGAGCAGAUUGAAGGAGACUCGGACUGGGAUUAUCUGCUGGGACCGGCUCUCCAGCUGCUCUGCUGCCCGGCUCUGGACGCUCAAAGUCGGCCAUGGAAAAGCAGGCGCUCCCGUCCUCCUGCUCGCUGGUCCUCCUGGAGGAGAAGAAGACGCACCUCCUCCACUCCGCUGCCGCCGCCGCCAACGGCACUUUGGUUCCCAUGCCGGCGGGGCCCGGCGGGGCGGGCGGCGCCGCGGGCCCGGAGAAGGGCGGGGCGGGUUACCCGGAGCGGGAGACCUGGACGCGGCAGAUGGACUUCAUCAUGUCCUGUGUGGGCUUUGCUGUCGGGCUCGGAAACGUGUGGAGGUUCCCCUACCUGUGCUACAAGAACGGUGGAGGCGUCUUCCUCAUCCCCUACAUGCUGAUCGUGUUCGUCGGGGGAAUCCCCAUCUUCUUCCUGGAGAUCGCUCUGGGUCAGUUCAUGAAGGCCGGCAGCAUCAACGUGUGGAACAUCGCCCCGCUCUUUAAAGGUCUGGGUUAUGCGUCCAUGGUCAUCGUGUUUUUCUGUAACACCUACUACAUCAUGGUGCUGGCCUGGGGUUUCUACUACCUGAUCAAGUCCUUUAACUCCACCCUCCCGUGGUCCAACUGUGACAACGAGUGGAACACGCCCAGCUGCAUCGAGAUCUUCCGGCACCAGGACUGCCACAACGCCAGCCUGGCCAACGCCACCGGCACCGCCGCCGCCAACCUCACCAACGCCACCUGCAGCGAGCUGGCCGACGGACGCUCGCCCAUCAUCGAGUUCUGGGAGAACAAGGUGCUGAACAUCUCGGCGGGCCUGGACGAGCCCGGCCAGGUGAACUGGGAGCUCACGCUGUGUCUCAUGGCCGUCUGGGUGCUCGUCUACUUCUGCGUCUGGAAGGGAGUCAAGUCCACCGGCAAGAUCGUCUACUUCACGGCCACCUUCCCCUACGUGGUUCUCAUCAUCCUGCUGGUCCGGGGCGUCACACUUCCUGGUUCCUACGACGGCAUCAUGUACUACAUCAAACCUGAUUGGUCCAAGCUGGGCGAGGCUCAGGUGUGGAUCGACGCCGGGACGCAGAUCUUCUUCUCGUACGCCAUCGGCCUCGGAGCGCUGACCGCCCUGGGCAGCUACAACCGCUUCAACAACGACUGCUACAAAGAUGCCUUCAUGUUGGCUCUGAUCAACAGCGGGACGAGCUUCUUCGCCGGGUUCGUGGUGUUUUCCAUCCUGGGCUUCAUGGCCGCAGAGCAGGGGGUCGACAUCUCCCAGGUGGCCGAGUCAGGUCCAGGUCUGGCCUUCAUUGCGUACCCGAAGGCGGUGAGUUUGAUGCCGGUGGCUCCGGUCUGGGCGGCGCUCUUCUUCUUCAUGCUGCUGCUGCUGGGACUGGACAGCCAGUUCGUGGGGGUGGAGGGCUUCGUCACCGGGAUCCUGGAUCUGUUUCCGGGGAAAUAUUACCAUCGCUACAGGAGGGAGAUCGCCGUGGCGAUCUGCUGCCUGCUCUGCUUCAUCAUCGAUCUCUCCAUGGUAACGCAGGGAGGGAUGUAUGUCUUCCAGUUGUUUGAUUACUACUCGGCCAGUGGAAUGACUCUGUUGUGGCAAGCAUUCUGGGAAUGCAUAGUAGUUGCCUGGGUCUAUGGUGCUGACCGGUUCAUGGACGACGUGGCUCGCAUGAUCGGCUACCGGCCUUUUCCCUGGAUGAAGUGGUGCUGGUCCUUCAUCACUCCGUGUGUCUGCAUGGGAAUCUUCCUGUUUCACCUGGUGAACUACAAGCCGCUGACCUACAACAACGUGUACGUGUACCCCUGGUGGGGCGAGGUGAUUGGCUGGUGCCUGGCGUUGUCCUCCAUGCUCUGCAUCCCCGUCAGCGUGCUGUACAAACUGUUCAGGACCAAGGGGACCUUCAGAGAGCGCUGGGCCCACCUGACCAGCCCCGUGUGGGGGGCCCACCACCUGGAGUACAUGGCCCCCGACACCGACAUCAAGUCCCUGGCCUCGCUGUCGCCCGGCACCGAUGACAACAAGGUCAUCAUCUUCGAGAGCGUCAUGUAGGCCGCCGCCGCCAUGCCGGGCUCCACCCCGCCACGACAGGACAGCCGCCACCUCACCUCCACACCUGACGAGCCCAGCCCCCUGACCCCCCGGCCCCCUCAGCCCCCCCGGCCCCCCCAACGUCUGGACGCCAAACGUCUCUGGGCAGACCAAAGCAAACGCUCCAGAGUCGACCAACCAACCGCCAGGCGACUUUUACCUCCAGGAUGGAAGAGGGAAGGAGUCAGCUCCUCCAGGAGGGAAGUGAUAAUAAAAACUAUUUCAAUCUGAAUUCUUCUGCUUCCUCGUUUCCACGUUGUGAAGGAAGCCGGCGGCUUCUGAGGCAAAGGGCUUCCAUCACGCUGCUGACCGUCUGAAAAAUGUGAAUAUUGGUGAAUUUUGCUGCCCCCAACACUUUCCUCCAAAGGACAUGAAUGAUUUUGUGCAGCUGCCAUGGCGACCUCUUGUUCUAUUUGUCUGAACUCUGAAAAAAAAAGAAAGAAAAGAAAAGAAAAGAAAAAAGAAGUGCAAUAACGUCCAAAUUCUAAGCUGAUGAAUCCUGGAGGGGCUGAAGGUCUGAACGUCUCCCAUCGGCUCCCCGCUGGGUGUGGGGCAUCGCUGCUGUCUUGUCCUGGGACACACACACUCACACACACACACAAACACACACACUGACACACAAACACGCACACACUCACACACACACACAAACACACACACUGACACACAAACACACACACACUCACACACAAACACAUACACACACACACACUCACACACACACAAACACACAACUGGUGUCCAUCAGUGUCUACGUCUCAAACAGCUCAUAGUCGGCCAUUACACAUGCAGCCUGGGAGGAAGGACGCCAUGUCAUGACGUCAUCAUCAUCAUCAUUAUCAUCUUCAUCAUCAGCAUCAGCAUCAGCAUCAUCAUCAUCAGCAUCAGCAUCAUACUAACCAACAGAACCUUCACACUGAAGUGUUUACUGAGGCUACAGAUUUGAUUUCUGGGAAACUUGUGUGUAAAAUUUACACUUGUGAGAAACGCUUGUUGUUACCCAGCGUGGGGCAACAUGUGUGUGUGUGUGUGUGUGUGUGUGUGUGUGUGUGAGAGAGAGAGAGUGUGUGUGUGUGUGUGUGUGUGUGUGUAAUGGCCGUUGAAGACAGAGUUCUGGACAGACAGACUGACUGAACCCCAGAUUAACGAGGCGUCCGUGAAGGCGGCGCCCUGCCGGGAGCCGGCUGGUCCUGCACUCAGAUCAGUUUUGCACUAACCGACUCCGCCCUGGACUCACCUGUUCUUUUGUUUUCUUAUUAAUUUCAUGAUUUUUAUCAUUAGUUGUCUCCUCCUGUGCAUUGGCCUGGUCCGGAGCUGAACGAGCCUCUGAAUUCGAUCUUUAAAAGGUGACAGAAGCACUUUAAAGUGACGUGUUGAUUGUUUCUGACAUGAAAACAAACUGGAAGUGAUAAAUUAUGGCGCUGAUCACAGAUCAGCUGCUCUUGAAUCUCUAACUGUGAAAAAAAAUUAAAAAAUCUGGCGACGACUACUGACCUCAGACCAGCCCGGCUCGCGGCCCGGCUCCUGCGCAGGGUGACGCCGGCGCCCGUCAGGCGUCCCGUCCUCGGAUCGACUGAAGUGCCAAACGGAGCGAUCCUCGCCCUGCGGGGCUGAUCCCAGACCAGGGCUCCAGUUGCCAAUAUGAACCCAGAAAAACUGUUUUCUCUGCCCAGAUCAGUCUCCCUCCCGCCGAGCGCAGCCACCACUUCCUGUCUGCACCAAAAUGGCCGCCGCAGGACUCGUUAGGUUAUUUGAUGAUUUUCUUCCUGGCUGGUGAUUUUUCAUAAAACUUUUAAAAUCAGACAUUUUCAGUGAAAUAAACAUCAGUGUUCAUGUUUCUGUGAACACUAGGAGGCGCUGCGUGAGGAGAGGCAGGAGCAGCGACCUCCACAAACUAAACAUAGAAAAAAAAUCUAAACAUGGAGUUUUGUGGCUUAAAUCUGCUGAUUUUAAAUCUGCUGAUUUUAAAUCUGCUGAUUUUAAAUCUGCUGAUUUUUGCAUUUCGAGAAGGAAAUACUUUGAAAAGCGUCCAGGCUCUUUGUUCUGGAAACCAACGGGACAAGACCAGCGUCCCUUUUGAGCAGCAGGAGAGGAGGAGGAGGUGAAGUGGCUGAUGGGAAGUCAGAUCAGCUGAUAGAGCGGGGUGGGGGGGGUGGGAGGGGGGGCAGGUAGAUGCCAAACUUUGCCUUACGUCGUUGUCUUAACUCUAGAGCCCAGACGGUUGACUGAUAGCCAAACCCAGAGCCCUGCAGGACGGCGGCGCGGCGCUCUGGUCUCACCCCGUCCCGUCCCGUCCCGUCCCGUCCUGUCCCUCAGCAGUCUGCGGGGGCGUGUCCAGAACUCUGUCUCCUAGCAACCACUAACCAUCAUCCAACCUGUCAUCAGGAAGAACAUAACGAUUAGAAUGUAAGAUAAACUAAAACAAAACGACAUUUGCACAUUGUUGUAAAAAAUAACCUCGCCAGCACUUUGAAAAAAGGAAGAAAAAAAACAAACAGAGAAAAUCAUGUUAGAAAGAAUUUUUGUUUUGUUUUACAUAUUGUAAAAUGAAUCAGAGAUUUAUUUUGUGAUGGCUUUUAUUUUGCUUAUACAUACAGUAUGGAAAUAUAUAUAUUGACUAUCUUUGUGUGUUAUAUAUUUGAUGCAGUACGUAACUGAUGACGAGGACGAGCAGGAGGGUUUUGGGGCUGAUCGCUCACGUCGGGCCGCCGGCGGCGGCAGCGCAGGCGAGCUUCAGGCUACCUCACCCCUCCCACAUGACCUCACGGCUCCGGCCAGCAGGGGAUUGUGGGAAGCGGCGUUUUGCGUCGAAGAGAAACUGGAUUCUGCGCUGCAGCUCGACGAGCCUCCGGCCGCGGGCGCCACGUUCACGCCAAAAAAAAUUAUUCAAAAUCAGGGGUCGUAUUCUAGAGACAUCCUCCCUUAACUGUUUGGUAACCAUGGUAACUAGGAUGAUGAUACUUGAUUGGUCCCCGAGGAAACACUGAGUCACACAAAUUAUAAGCAACAAAAAAGGAAAAUAAGAAACCUGAAAGUGAUGUGCAUCCAAAGUUUGAUUGAAGAAAACAGUCCGACACUCAGUGAUCCUGUCAAACAUCCAAACUUCACAAAAUCUGAAAAAACAACAGCGUUCCUAACUUCAGGAUCACUGUUCUAAAGGUUCUAAAGGUUCUAAUGGUCUCAGAAGUUUCUGGAACACGGCCCGGCUCGGUUUCAGCUGCCAGAACAACCAAACGUACCGGACGUUCUGUUUGGUUUAUUAAGGCUCUGCUGCCUGAGGUCGGUUUGAGUUGUGGGCGGAGCGUGAGCGGCGGCGGCGGCGGCGAGGUCUCUCGGCGGUGUGCGUGCGGCUGACGUGAGCGAGCAGCGAGGGGCGGGGCUUGCUUGUUUGUUGGGUUUUGCUGCGAUGCAGUGAUGUUAAGGCUGUCGAAGCUUCGUGUGGCUCUGAACACACUACGAAAGGGAAUUUUCUUUUUUUGAUUUCAAAUUAUCAAGUGCUAAAGUGUUUGAAGAGUUGUAGCUUUAGAUGAUUUAGACCUGUAGCUUUUUUCUUGGUGUGUUUUACUGAAUAUCAGUGUUUUCCCUCAGACCCAACCACGGCUCAGAUUCUCUUUUUUAUUCACGAAAACACGACCGUUCACUUUAGUCCGCACGUCUCGUCCGAUAAAGAACCGAAUGUGGACGUCGUUAUUGGACGCUCGGACGUCGGAGAAACGGCAGGACAAACUCCUCCGACGCGGCAACGUGGGUUUGUUUUGGCAGACGGGUGGAAUUAAAUUUGCUUUUCAAAUUAAACUGAAUGACUAAGAUGUUUGAGAGGCUAAGGAACUGCCUGCUGGGACACACGCUGCGUGCUGAUUGGACGGUCUGAAAACCCAAACUGAAUACUACACAGUACGCAGGGACACCCCACAUACUGCCACUCCACAGUACGCAGUACAAGUACACAUACCUCAUAUUGAAGAGUAUGCAGGUUGAAUGAAACCAUAACCCAGUAUGCAGCAGCGGCACACCUCAGAGCCUCCACGCCAAAACACUCAACAUGGUUUCCAGCAAAACCUUCAACCAGUGAACCUCAGUUUGUGACGUCGUCCCGAACCUGUUUUUGUUUUUAUUUUUUUCUUUGACGUUUGGUUUCAUUUCCCUGAUUGAUCUGGUACCUGAUGACCAAAUAUCCUGGCGUACUCGCGUUACUUCCUCACUCAGAUUUGAGCUUCCAGACUCGCACCAAUCACACGCCUCCAGUCCUCUUACCAAAUAUGGUCAACAGGAGAACCACUUCCUGUCCAAACCCCGGAGGCCAGUAGCCAAUCAGCUCAGUCUGCCACUCGCUGCUCGUCCUGUUGGAGAGUUUAAAGGGACGGUUCACACAUUUUUUCAAAAUGUCAGUUUCCAUAGCAUAGUUUGUUUUGGUUUGAAGACGAGUCCGAGGAUUAUAACAGGCCACAGGGAUCAGAAUCAUCAACAUGAUCUGUGGUUUUAUUGUGUUCAGACGGCAGCGAGCUGCUCUGCUGAGCCUGCAGGGGGCUGCCACAGCUAGCUAGCUAACAAAAACAACAGAAGACGGUAUUAGACGUUAGCUAACCUGAGGAAUUUAAACAGCAGCUGAUUUAGAAGCGAUGCCGUGGGCCCCGACGACUCAACCAAUCAGAUUUCUCAGGCGCAGAGCUAUGGGAGGAGCCUGGCACUGGUGUUUACUUGUUCGUGAACAAAAACAAACAAAAACAAAGUCACUACAGUUAGCUAGCUUGCAAAAAAUAAACUGUUUGCCUGCCACAAAAAACAGCAGACGAUAUUCAAGAUGAGAAAUGACUCAACAGGACAAACUGACGGCAAAAAAUCUGCUACUAAACAAAAACAAACAAACGGACAAAGACACAUUUCUAUCACGGUUCUUACAUUUAGCCAAAGUACGAUUUAGUCAAAUUUAGCUAGCGUGGUAGCUAAGCUAACAGUGGAAACUCAGUUUAAAGUCGGACCAGAAGUGCCAGAAGUUUCCAGAAGAGGUCGUGGGAGAAUCGGUGCUUCGUUAUCUGACCUUUCCUAACGAUGUGGUUUCAUUCUGCCGUUUGAAACGUGUGUGAACCGACUCGCCACCGCUCCGCGCCGCUUUAACCAUCACAGCUAAUCUGACGGACAGCGGUCAUGCAGUGCCACUGAGGUGUCGGACACACGGCUGUAUAGUACUGACACAACUAACCUGACGCGUAUUUUAUAGAAAACCUAUCUAUGAUCAAACUGACAUUUUAAGUUUAGAAUGUCUUUUUUUAAUCAGUGUUUUAUUAUUUCAUUUUUUCUUUUUUUAAUAUGUAGUUUCUCGUUGUAGACUCUAGCCUGGGUGGGUCAAAAGGUGAAAAACUAAAACCUGUAGUUAUUAAAAUAUAAAAAGUAGAAAAAACAACUUAAAAUGAAAUGUACAUUACCAAAAUCUGUUGUUGUUUGGUGUCAUUAUCUCUGUGCUCUGCCAAAAACCGUUGUGGACAGUAUCUUUCCUCCAAACUGCAGCUGCGAACUGGGAGAGGGGAAAACUAUAUUUUACACAAACCAGCAUACUGUACACUUUGCAGGUACUGUAAACUUUACAAGUUGCUGUAAAACUGUAAACUUUGCGGGGUUUUCUAAUGCCUGUACAGAUGAGUUCUACUGUGUUGUAAAGAUUAAGAUGAUAAUUAAGGUAUUUUCAUCGGGUUUGAAUGUUUUUAGUUUUAUGAAACUUCUACCCUACGCAGAUGACACUGACUUUUAUCUCAAAGAUGAACGGUACUUAAAGUGAUCAAACGAUCCAUGUAUUAUUAAGGUGAUUAUGUGUAAAGAUUUAUUAUUGCAAAUUUUGGAUUCAGCUAUGCAAAGUCAGGAGGUCCAGUUGUCUGAGUGCGUGGACAGAUGGCCGGACGCUCGGCCGGGACGCCGUGGCAGCCGCCGCAUCAUUCUGCUUCCCUGAACCGGGGACAACCAAUGCUGCUUCAAGCUGCUCUGACUCUGUUAAAACCAAUGGACCAUGCACAUUUAGCUACACAUCACCCAAACUGUGUCGCAUUAAAAUGAUUUACCCUAUGAAAAACUCAUCCCCGCUUAUUUAAGUGAGGAUAGGCUUUUUCAAAUGAUUUUUCUGUUUCUGUUGUAAAUAAACUGUGGGCAGCAUUCGUCCUCACAGGCCGGGUCUCCUAGGCUUUUGAAAGAUUGAAUGAUGAGCUUCAGCUAAAGAUUCUUAUUUUUUUCCCCAGAAAAAUGGCUUCAUAAAAUGUUGAGAAAUAAACUAUUUUAUAAAACAUUUUUUUUUUUUUUAUAAAUGUCAGAUGUUUGAUUGGCCCCUGAAUCCAAAAGCAAGAAGCCCUGCGCACUGAUCGCUGAUAAAAAGUUGUUUUAAUCCAAAUCAGGUGUUUCGUCAUUCCGUAUUUCAGUGCUAAUGAGAUGUUUCCAUGCUAACAAUGUUUUCAGUGAGAAAUCUGUCAGCCUGGCUGACACGAACAUGUCCCAAACCGAGUUCCACCGCAUCUCACCAGCGGUGGUUUAGUCGCCAUCGGCCUCAAAAUGAGUCAGAUCUGCAGCUUUUCUUCAGCGUUUCCCCUCCCGAGUCUCCAGCUCAGCAGCAGGAAGCAGAACGAUGCCCGUCUGUCUGUCUGUCUGUCUGUCUGUCUGUCCGUCCACUCAGGGUUUUGGUAAAGGAUACUGUCUGGCAACUCUGCUGUUAGCUGGUUUCCACUGGUCCAGAGCAUCUGGCUGCUCCAAACCUGCUGACAGGACAGGACAGGUCCUGUCUGCUGCACCCAGACCAGCUCAGCGCGGUGCCAUAGGCUCUCACGUCUGGAUUAGAUUAAAUUCAUGUAGUUUUCACUUUUUUGAAGUUUCAUGCUUCCUUUAAAAAUAACUGACAUACGUUUUUGGCAUUCAAUAUAAACAGCCAAAAAUGAUGUGCCAAAAAAUGGUACAACAUGGUACCGAUUCAGAUUAAAAACCCUGUAACGUCUCGUCUCUUCACUGUGGAUUUGUUCAGCGUGCAGCCGGUUUGGUGACCUCAGGUCUGAUGUUCUCCUGGUUGAACAGUGGAACCAUCAGAGGUUAGAACCAGACGUUCUCCUCCUGUGGAAACUCUGAGGCUGGAAACAAAUGUCAGAGCUGCAUUGUCAGUCCUGUGGUCUGAAGAGGUGGAACAUGUGGUAACACGUCAUACAGCGUCUCAGUGAUGGUCGGCACCCAGAGCUCUGUGUGUUCAGAACUAAAACACAGCCAGAACGCCGCCUAGCAGAGGUAAACAACAGUGACUGGAACCAUUUCAGGUCAUGUAAUCCCUGGCAGCCAUGUUGGAGGCCUUCACCUAGCUAACCACCCAUGUCUUGUUCUGAGUAACACAUUAGCCAGUUAGCUAGCUAACAGUGUGUUCAGGUGAGAAACCAUUGGAAAGUGUUACCAGGUGUUUCUGAGGCCUCGUCUCCACCGGCGUAAACACCAAAUCAGAGCUAAUACAAAUGACCUAUUUGCAGUUUUACCAGAUGCUGCUGGUUUUUGGUUAGCUGGCUGAUCAGUGGAGACUUGAGCCGGGCCGGGCCGAGCCGGGCCAAACCAGGCCAAACUGGGCCGGGACAGCAGGACUGAGGUCAGCUCUGGUGUUUCCAGCCCGUCCUACCACCACUGUUGACCUUCAUGUUAACCCAGCAUCCGUCAUCCCUGUAACUUUGUCUCUAUGUGACUUCCUCUACACGCCAGUCUUCCAUUCUUAACACUAGAUUAGAUCGAUUAGCAGAUAGCUAGCUUAAUUAACGACUGUAUUAACGAUAUUAAUGACAUCCAGGGCUUGAAGUGAACAGCGACCACUAGCCAAACGCUCACUGGCUGGGCAGGCUUCUCUGUCCCGGCAACUUCGGCUGCCAAGAAACCGUCAGCUGGUGAAUUUGUGAAUCCGCCGGCCGCCGUGGACGAUGUAAAUGCAGAGUUGGCUUCAUGCCCUGAUGACAUCACCUGUGUUUCAUUGACCUUUGACCCCUGUGAGGGUCUCCAUGCUGUAAGCCACUGUGAUCACUGUGCUCAAAAUGUCCAUUCACCAACACCACUGACUAAACCAAUGGCAAUAAAUUAACUUCAUGAGAAAC
Messenger RNA from Myripristis murdjan (pinecone soldierfish), 11143 nucleotides. RefSeq names its product solute carrier family 6 member 8 (gene slc6a8). Gene Ontology annotation, biological process: amino acid transport; sodium ion transmembrane transport; nitrogen compound transport. Gene Ontology annotation, cellular component: plasma membrane. NCBI's taxonomy places the organism in Eukaryota, Metazoa, Chordata, Actinopteri, Holocentriformes, Holocentridae. The transcript has 13 exons. The record is from RefSeq and is a predicted model, not a curated record. The coding region runs from base 1053 to 3017 and encodes 654 amino acids. Gene Ontology annotation, molecular function: gamma-aminobutyric acid:sodium:chloride symporter activity.